GCAUCUCUUACACCUGCUCUGCCCCCAUACCUGUCCUUGGCCAGCAUAGGCUGCACACAGUCAUCUGACCAACAAGGGCUGUAAAAUCCAGUUUGGAAUUAGAGCAGAUCGGAUUUGGGAGCCAGUCGGGGGGGAGAGGGCUCAUUCCACCAUCAGUCCAAGUGGUGGUUACACAGACAGUUUUUAUACAGCAACUCCCCGUCCCUCGAUCAGGAACCCCCAUCUUUAAAUAGUCAGGAGAAACGUUUUAGCAACUUUUUCUCUCCCCCCCUUGGGAUACGGGAAGAUGGGAGCCGGAGCAAGCGCUGAAGAGAAACAUUCUAAGGAGUUGGAAAAGAAACUAAAGGAAGAUGCUGAGAAAGAUGCCAGGACAGUCAAACUGCUUCUUCUUGGUGAGUAAUUGUAUCAACCUGGCAACAUUAUUACUUGUUAGCAUUGUUACACAAAUAUUAAUGCACUUCGGUAAAGGGUCCUUGAUUUUCUAGAUUAGUUAACAUCCAGAAAAAGCACACAGGUCACCUAGAACAAACAAAUAAAAACAGAAUAGAAGAUACAACAUAGAUAGGAGAAGAAGAUAGUAGAAUCCCAUAACUAAUUAAAAGGGGAGAGGAGACAUCAUCAGAUUCCACUGGUGGAUGGACCGAUUUCUGUUUGUAUGUUUUAACCUCUCUGUGAAUGACGUUGCCAUAUUAAAUGUUUCAUAGCCUUAUUAUCAUUAUUAUUUUUACUGAUAAGGCGCCAACAUAUUCCACAGCGCUGUUUAGUAAUGACAAAUGCCGGUGAUUGAGAACAAAAGAUGACAGAUGAAACCCUGGCAUCCCAGGUGUUUGGAAACGACUUCUCCAUGAUGCUCGGGCAGCCUCUAAGUUUGCUGAGCAUCAUGGGAAAUAUGAAUCACAAAUAUCUGGACUGUGUAGGUGAGCUAUCACUGCUCUAAAGCUACACCAGUUAUGGUGUCACAUGCUGAAAAACUCCUAAAAAUAAAUAAAUACACUUUAAAUAUGAUAACAUAAUUAAUAAUGUAAUUACUAUCUGGAUAGGUCCUACUGCUCUUCAUUGCUAUAUCAGAAAAUAGCCUUAGCGCCCAGAGGCUACUAUUAUCGUAGGUGCUGCUACUAUAUCUACAAUUAAACCAAUUGCUUAGGGCCCCAACUAAUCCAUGGGCCCCUGUCUGUGGAUGUAAAUGUGUCUCCUAUACAAAUGUGUUACAGACCUCGUAUUUGGUCACAACAAUAUAAUGUUAAACAAUAAAUAUGUAACAAGUACUGUGAUAUUAUUUAGUGUAUUCAUAAAUAUAUUGCUUCUGUUAAGUACAGACUGUUCUAAAUUACCGGUAUUUUGAUUUUGGGCAUAAGGCCUCUUAAAAUCUAGAACUGCUUCAAGCCAUAGUUUAUUAUUAAGCAUGGAUGUAUGAAUUGUCUUAGCCGUGGACUCCAGAAAUCAUAGAACUAUCUUUAGGCCAAAAAGCGUCAUAGGAGUUGUAGUAUUUUGGGUGAAAUACAUUUUUGCAAUUGCUGUUUUAAUGGAAAAUCAGAACUGGUUUACUGACCCUAAUUAGACAACACACUUUGUGAAUUAGGAUUUAUAAAAUAGGGAUGAUUGGAUUGUGGAAUAUUUCAAUGUGGUUUUACAGCUUUGCUGUAUUUUCUCUGUAUCUGUACAGCUUUGAACUUGUUCUCAUGUAAACUCCAGUAUUUGAAGGGUAUUGGUAUAUUUGUAGCCGUGAGGCUGAUCCAGAAAACGAGAUAUGCACACAAAAUCAAAGCCAGACACACAGAAACAGAAGAAGAGAGUUGAGCUGAGGCAGAUAAACACCUACCAGCUCAUCCCAGCUCUGCAUUUUAUCCCAUUAAAGCUGCUAUGUCUUAACAAAACAGAGAUUUAAUCCCAAGAGCCAGUUCAGGUAGAAGGUCUGAUGAGUAACCCCUACAUGACAUGACAGUGUGUUGUAUGCACUCGUGGCAAUGUAUAUAUAAUAUAAUUUUAUUUAUUUUUUUAAAAUGUUUUUUAUGUUUAAUUCCAGAUAUUCACAAAAAUGAGAAGUGAAGAAUUGACAAGAGAAAUUGAUUUUUUUAAAUCUUUUUUUUUACAAUGUAGAAGUCAGAAACAUGUCAUGUGACAGACACAUUAAGCAAUAAAGUAUAGAUAGGUAAGAAACAGACCCCAGAGGCGAUGGCACUGACCUUGGAUAAAAGCUAACCCGAAGAUACAGUCACAGGCAUUAAAGAAUGAGGUUUAAAAAAAAACUACAAAUCUACAAAGAAGUAUAUAUAAGCAUGCAGAAACCUAUGUAUUGGACAACAUUGUUCCUGAGGUACCUGGAUCAGUUCCCAUGAGGCGGGAACUGAAAGAGAAUAUACACAGAAGGAGUAGGGAAAGGAAAUGGCAAUAACAGAAAGAAAGAAUAUAUGUAAAUCUUGUUCUAAGUGAUACAUGACAUCAUGUUUCAGAGGUCUCUACUUAAAGCGGACAUGAUCCAGGAAGUGAGACUGUCAGGGGGUAGUUAAUCAGUGACGGUGUGUGUAUUGGAGGGGUCAGUUAUAUAUGUGAUCUAGAGUGACCAAGUGGCAACAUACUUCUCAUUAGUCCUGUAACUGGAAAUAUUAAGUCAAAACAGAAGAAAUUACUAUUUUCCAAUGUUUUUCUAUCUCUGUUAUUUGGGCCUAACAUAUAUAUUGUCUUGUCAGUUUUGGACAUUUCCUGAUUUAUUGAAUAUCCCGUUACAUCAGCCACUAUUAACAAUACAAUACAGCAGGGUCCUCUUCAACCUAUUGUUGCUGUAAGUUUUCUUGUAAUUGUCCUAUUUAUAGUUAAAUCCCCCCUCUCAUAAUAUUGUAAAGCGCUACAGAACCUGUUGGCGCUAUAUAAAUGGCAAUAAUAAUAAUAAUAAUAAUACGGGACUGGAUAAAAAAUAAUUUUCUAAGCAAAAUGCUGUCACGUCACCUGAAGAAAGUUAUUCACUAAACUAGUGUUGAUGGUUAGGAAUUAAAAAUGAAUGUUCUGUUUUAGAUCAAAAUAACUGUACUGGGAAAAGUCUCCUUCAGCUAUAUUGGUUUAAAACUUUACACUAAAGUAUAUAAAUAUAUAUAUAUAUACAUACCAACAAUAGACAUUAUAUAUAUAACUAUCCACUUACUUCAGGUGGAAGGGGUUUUCAUCCACCACAACUGUAUUGGUAUGUACUUUACAAGUAACACCAAGCCUCCAUUGAGAGGCAGUAACCAACUUCAUGCUGAUGAGUUGCAGUAACAACGAAACAGCUGUCCACUGGCUUUGCUCCUCUUCCGGAGUUGUGUUUCAAAGCUGUUGUAUACAGCAGACACAUACACCAAGGAAUCCAUGUAUAAAGUGGAAUUAUGAGGCAAAAGUGUGGUUCUUUGUUGAGCUCAUUUGCAUACGCCUACCCAGAAUCCCUUGCAAUAGUGAGAGCACCGUUAAAGUGAGAUUUCUGUGGGAAAAGAAAAUCUUAUGGCUUUACUGGUGUGUGUAUUUGUGUUUAGUAUUAUGUUAAAUAUAUAUGGUCUUAAAGUUAAUUCUAUGUAGACUAUUUAUCAAGGUGUCUCGGGAAAACCCAAAUCUCUACAUAAAUCUCAAUAAACCAUACUAUAAGAGGAAUAUGAUCUGUACGUUAUAGACCUCAGCUAGAUUUUUAGGACAUGUAAUGGGACAUAUCCCAUAUUGUAGAGCAGAAUGAAGCUACUUGACGACAGGUCUACUGUGGUCUAUACAGCUUUCUAAUGCUAUACAAGGGCUUAUGUAUCAUGCAAAGUGCUCAAUAAAAACCACUGGAGACCAAUGGAGAGGACUGGCCGUUUAAAUGACUACAAAAGUUCCAUAUUAGUGAAUUUCAGUAAACAGUGGAUUGCUACACGUCCUUCAUAUUUUUAUUAAAGUUUUAAAAAAAAAUUUUUUAUUAGGAGUGAGAAAUUAGUACAUGAAAUAGUACAGUAAACAUACAGAGCAUGUAGGUUACAGUUGAAGAAAACCAGAGUCAGCCGAACAAAGCAUCGAUUCAAGUACACUUCUCUAUUCAUCGGCUAUAAGUGGAAUAGAAUGUUCCCUGUCACAGCUGGAAAGCCUUUUAAUGCAUCUUCUCCGUAAUGCACGUCAAAUCUCGCCAUAAUGCACGUCAAAUCUUGCCUGUAUAUUUAAAGGUCUGGAUGAUGGUGCCUAAACAAUUUGUGGUCACAGUUAAAAAGCUAGAAAAGUUUACAGAUUGGUUAUUUGGACCAAAUGUGCAAUUCCUUUGUUGUCUCCCUUACCCCCCUACCCCCCACCACAUUUCUCAGUUUAGUUAAUAAACCCCUCUCCGUUUCUUGCAAACUUUCUAAAUCUCUAAAAAGACCUUACUGGCACAGGCAGUCUUGUUGCCGUGCCGACGUCCUUAUGUAUGCAGAGUCAAAAUCAGAAAAUACAAUUAAAUUGUGCUGCAACCCCCAAUCCAAAAUACCAAAACAUUUUAUUGCAUCCAGCAAAGGCUUCAAUUAAUUAAUCUUCCCAAAUGAUUCAAUGCUGUUAAAAAAAAUUGCAGUGUUUGUAGUGUUUUGCAUGUAACUCCACCUUUGGCAGCGUCACAAGGUUGUCAUCAGCCAGUCUGGAACUAGAGUUCUGGGCUGGCUAAUGUUGAUUCGGUGCAUAUUUCUAUUCAUAGAAUGUCAGUCAAUGGCUGAGAGCGGUCAACUGACACCGGAAGCACGUCACCAGACCACCAUGGACCAUCGGAGCCUGGCAGGGACCCAUGUAAGGGGGCAAACUGUUGCUAAACAGUUUUCCCCAUUACCAGGGAACCAGGCUAGGGUACUCUUGGCAUCAUAUCCACUGCAGCCCCUUGUACUGGUUAUGGUACUUAAACUAACAUUUUAAGGUCACUAAACUGGGAAUUGUGGGAAGAGAGAAUCUUAUUCCCAAAUUUUAGGGCAUAAUUGAUUUGGAGGUCAUUUUUAUUUCAGUUAUUUUGGUUAAAAUUUGCUGCUUUCUUCAGUCAAUUCUUUACAAUGUCUAUUGGCAGGAAUACACCUGUGAUGCACAGGCAUUCCAUAAUACACUUAUAAGUUGCACACUAUCAUUGUAAUAUUUUAUGAUACACCCCCACUGUAACACUACAACCCACAUUACUUGUCUCCUGUUUAAAUUCUAUUUUCAUAUCUUUUUUGUUACAGGAGCUGGUGAGUCCGGAAAAAGUACUAUUGUAAAACAGAUGAAGUGAGUAUAAAUAGACGCACACUGCCCAGCCUGCUUCUAGAUUCCCAUACUGUCCCCUUCAAUGUCUUUCUACAGUCUUUCUUUAGACUCCCACACCCAUCACUCACAUUUUUGUUUUUAAAUUCUUUAUUUUUGUAGUGUGAUAGCAGAAUUACAGGCAGGUGAGACAUGAUGUUGGCAUAAAACAUAAAAACUUUUGACAACAAGGCUAUGCAAUAAACGUCAGGAUUUUUGCACCAUUUUUAAAAUGUGUAAUGCAGUGUACCCCCUAGAGCAGCAAGUUAGGGCAGCUUAACCAAGUGCUAGAAGGGUGAUUUAGAAAAUAGAACAUGGUGCACAAGGAUACACCUCUGAUCAUGCCUUUAGUAUAGAAAAGUCACCUGACUCCUGUCUCCACGAGCCUGUUCUUUAGCAGAUUUUUCACAAGUAGGUUGCGGUUGGUGGGAGCGUCAAUCCAGCUUGUGAUGUGCAGCCUCAGCAUACCAGGGUCGCAGAGCUGUCUGCCCACGAGCACCAAGCCGGUGUGGUGGCAGGUGGCACGUAUAUCAGCAGGGCCGCCACCAGAACACCGCGACUGAUACAAAAGGGCACAGAUACAUACUAAAGACACACAUACUGAAACAGACAUACAGACAUGCAUACAGACAUACAUAGACAUACAUACAGACACACACACAGAGCUCAUUUUCCAGCCACCCUCCUGUCUCUUACCUUGUCUUUGCAGGAGGGCGGCUGGGGCUGAUGGGAGUCGGCGUGGCUCUCCCUCACUGCCGGGCACGCGCUCCUCCCACGCGGAGUGAGCUGGGAGGAAGUGACCACUUCCUCCCAGCAGCACGUGCUGCGGCUGCUUUUUGUUUUUUAAAGGCCCCUGAUACCACGGCCACAGCGCCGACUGGGCCCCUGAAGAUAUAAGGCCCAUCGGUUGGCCCUAAGUGCGUGAGUCACCCGAUGGGCCCCAUCAGUGCGUGGGCCCCGGUGCAAGUGCACCGGCGGCAGUUCCGCCGCUACACGUGGGGCCCGAAAUGGUUGUCACCCCUUGAUGGCGGCCCUGCAUAUCAGCAUGAAAGGGAGAGGUGCCAGAGGCUCGUGGACCAGGUGAGUCGCAGCAGUCCAGCAUGUGGAGAGGUCAGCAUUCCGCGUUGGAAAGACGGGCAUCCGGGCUCACGAAAGUCCUCUAUUUGAGGCAGGCCCAUGUCGGGCGCAGAUAGCAUCAGAGGCACUGAGCCAAGAUUUCACAUGAAAGUGUUAUCGGCGCCUUGUUGUCAGAGUCGACAUCUUGGAUUUGUUAGGAUCGGUUAGCAGGCCAGCCGAGCAGGCGGUAACAGAAGCCAGUGAAGCUGCUCCAAGGUGGGACCUGGAUAACCUCCACUGGUAAGAAUGGGGGUGGAAACGGGACCCAUGAGGAGUAUCACAAAGCAAUUACAUGGUAGCUAAGUGUUUGAACAGGGAGGCGGCAGUCCGCCCCGCCCCGCUAAUCUCCCGUGUAGGCCGCAGGCACCACAGUUUCGUGUACCCUCCAGAGGCCCCAAAACUCCCGAUCUUGGAAUUUGCAGUAGCGCCAAUAAGUGUCUGGUCACAAUGUGGUAGAUCUCAAAUAUAGCAGAGUGCUGUGGAUUUCAGCUGAAAGGGCCAGAUUCAGCAGGAGCCUCUGUUGCGUGCGCCCGGUCAGCAUGGUGAUCAGGCUCCGCCCCCAUCACUCACAUUUUUAAAAAACAAAAUUGAAUUAAUUCUGCAAUUUUCCCUCUAUUCCCAUACUAAUACCCCAUCACUACCACCUUCAUAUCUACCCAUCAGUCAUACAAAAUUACCUCCUACAAUAUUCCCUCUAUCCCCAGACUGCUACGCCAAUCACUCCAUCACUCAAAAUCUGGGCAGGGGAGUAAGGGGAGAGGUUAGCAAGCAAUUUUUAGAUACACUCCUCAAUGAUAAAAUGCAUAAUUAAAUGCAUUAAUUUUUGGGGGUACAUCUAUUAAACAGUGACUGAUUAAUUUAUUUUGUAUUUGGACAGUUGAGUGUCCCUUUCAUGCUCUUGUGCCAUUUUCUUCACUAAUACUCCACAUCCUUUAGUGCCCUCAUCAAUGCCACACACAUGCCUUUUACUUUCACUUCAACCCCAUGUCUGCCAUUUUCUGUUUGCCCAUAGAAUUAUCCAUCAGGAUGGUUACUCCGUUGAAGAAUGUUUGGAAUUCAUCUCCAUUAUUUAUGGAAACACCCUCCAGUCAAUGCUUGCCAUUGUGAGAGCCAUGAACACUCUGAAUAUCCAAUAUGGAGACCCUGCCCGGCAGGUGAGUGGAUAAUUAUUCCUAUGUCCUUGUGAAUGUGCAUGUGAACCUAAAGGGACACUCCAAGUCUAACUGAACCCAUUCCAUUUUAAAGUAUGACAUAAAAAUGCAAAUAUGUGGAAACAAUGUGUUAAGUAUAAUAAAAUGGCACUUUAAUGUUCUUUAACGCAGAUGAGCCUAUCCCAUAGCGUGUGUUUUAUGGGCAUAGCCGCAAUUUCUGGGAGUUGCUGUUCAGCUGUGAGCUUUGUACUUUGGCCAAGGCAAGUGGGGAACUGGCUUUAGGCCUUGCAUUUUUAGAGGCCCUGCAGGAAUAAGCACCAUGUUAGGGAGGUUCUCACCAUGAAAUCUCUGGUCCUGGGCAGAACGUUAACCACUAGCUGUUACUAUCAGUAACAUUGAGAUGAGCAUGAAGUCAUAUUCUGGCACCCUCUGAAAGUCUGAUAUGCAGUGAGCCAAAUGAGAGCAAGAGGAAGCAAGUCGAUCUGUACCUAUCAGGACAGGUCUACCUCUCCAGCAUGGAGUCUCUCCUUCCUUGAAAAAGUCAGUGAGUGUGAAUGAGUAUGUGUCAGUCAGUGAGAUUGUGUAUGUCAGUACGUCAGUCAGUGAGUCUAUGUGAGUGAGUGUGUCAGUUAUUGAGCGUAUGUGUGUCAGUUAGUGAGCGUGUGUCAAUCAGUGAGUCUAUUGUGAGUGCGUCAGUUAUUGAGUGUGUGUGUGUGUGUCAGUCAGUGAGUAUGUAAGGGUGAACUAUGAUUCAACACGCAGAACCCAAGUUAACAAUGCAUAGAAAAGGAGACUAAUAUGUAUUACUGGGCCUUAGAGUGGCCAGAGGUAACGCAACGGCCAACAACAGAAAGGACACCAGUAGGAGGCACGACUGCAAAGAAGGCAGUCUGACGCGGAACCUGCAGUAAGUUAAUGGCGCUGUGACAGUAUGUAUGUGGGUGAGUGUGUCUGACAGGGAGUGUGUGUGUGUCAGUCAGUAAGUAUAUGUCUAUGUUAGUCAGUGAGUGUAAUAAAUAAACCCAAAGCACACCAAAGACAGUUGCAUAUAAGAAAGGUUUUAUUCAUACAAUAUAACUGUAAAAUUAUGUAUACAAUACAAAGUGUGAGUAUACAGUACAGGCAUGCGAACAGUACAAAACAUACAUGAAGCCACAGAAAUCUCAAUAUAAAGUGCUCAUAGGCAUACUGACCUAAAGCAGGAGAUAAUAGGUACCCCAACAUUUUGGCACCAGAGGGGAUCCAGCGAGUGCUCCUGAUCCCAAGACACCACUAACUUCGGCAAUUCUCCAGCUGUGAUCCUUGUAGAUUUUUUUGGCCACUCAAAUCAUUUUCUUUACAGUGCAUAUAUAGACAAUAUAGACACAUGUCCUGCUCCAGGUUGGUUCAUAACAUUUCCAGUUGACUGUAACUUCUUAAUUAUUGCUCUGAUGGUGGAUAUGUGCAAUUUUCAAUGCUUUUGCUAUUUUCUUAUAACCACUUACCAUUUUGUGAAGCUCAACAACCUUUUGCCACACAUCACAGCUAUAUUCCUUGGUCUUGCCCAUUUUGAUGAAUGACUAAUUAGGCCUAUUUGUUACCUCAUAUUUAUUCCCCCGUGAAACAGGAAGUCGUGGUUGAACAACUUCCUGUUCCUCAAAUAUAUUUUUCUCAAAUUAAUUCAAUUCAUAAAGUAUACUACACUAUAUCUAACUCUAUAACUACCCUAACCUUAACCCUACACUAUAUCUAACUCUAAAACUACCCUAACCUUAACCCUACACUAUCUCUAACCCUAACAUAGCAUUAACCCUAAUCCAGCAUUAAACUUUACCCUACAUUAACACUAACCCUACUACACCACCCAUAACCCUGCCCUAAUACUAAACGUACCCCUACCCUAACACUACCUCUAAUGCUAAGCCUAUCACAGAGGGAUUUCCUCUCCUGACAACAAUACUAACAUCAGUAGAGGGGUUUUCCAGCUCACACAGUACAGAGAGCCCCGUGAGUUCGGUGUUCUGGGAUACUGCAGUAUGAGAAGGAGAUCUCUCUCUGCAUGCUGUCCUUGCUGAUUACACAGUGGGCAGGGGGGCUUGUCAGGAUCUCAGACCGGAGUCAGGGUGAGAUACACUGUGGCUGAGCCCAAACGUGGAGCCGCUAUGACUUAAAGGAGAAGUAAUUUCCCAUUAAAGUUUUCCUUCCACCUAAAUAUUUGCACACGAUGACGCAAUGUGUCUUGGGUCACAUGUACAAAACGAUAUUUUUUAAAAUACUGAAUCUGGCCCAGACAGUAUCUAAAUAUUGUUAUAUUUAACAUAGAAUGCAGUGGAGGGAGAGAUGUUAUGAAUGGCCAUAGAAUUGUCUGAGUAGCUGUUUCUCUCACGCAGGACGAUUCCCGUAAACUCUUGCACCUGGCGGACACCGUUGAUGAAGGCUCGAUGCCAAAGGAGAUGUCUGACAUCAUUGGCCGCCUAUGGAAAGAUACAGGCAUCCAGGCAUGCUAUGACCGUGCAUCCGAAUACCAGCUUAACGACUCAGCUGGCUAGUAAGCGAGUAUUUGAUUUGUCAAUGUACUUUUCUGUAUUUCAGACUUGGAACACUCAUUACAGUGGCUGUGUUUACACUAUAAACUUAUCCCUGCAAUGUUACUUUUAGUUAGUAUCUGUUUUUAUUUUUCCAAGCAACAGUGUUAUUCAAUAACAUGAUAAUUCAAAGGGAAUUUCAAAUUUAAGAUUAAAAUAGCUGAACUUGAAAAAUGUAAAAAAAAAAAAAAGUCAGCUAUUCUGAAUACAGCUAUUGCCUAAAACUAAUAAUUCACUUUGAAUUCUUACUUUAGUGAAUAAUUCUGCAGAUCUGCGAUGUCCAUACUCCACUCAUCUCUGAUAUCAAUUCAGUGAAUACAAUAUAUUUAUUCAAAUCAAUUCCCAAGCUUUCCCAAGUGCGCCCCAACAGGUGUGUUACUUAAAGGGACACUCCAAGCAGCCCUUUUUACUCACCUGGUUCCAGCGCUGGGAGCAUCGUGAAGCCGCGCCCCAUAUUUCGUCAAAAUGACGAAAUAGGCGGGCGCGAGCAGGGAGCAAUCAGAUGCUUCCAUUCGAAAGCAUCAUUGCUCCCUUGUGCGCAUGCGGGGCUUCGAUGCACACGCGCACAUCGCACAUACGCCCACCCCCUCUCCUCUGCUGACAGGCAGGAGAGAGAAGGCGCGCACACAGUGCCUUCUCUCUCCUGCACACGUCAGACGUAUUUUAAUACGUCUGACGUGUACAUGGCCUUUUUAGGGCCAUACAUGAUAGAAAGUCCCUCUGGUGGCCGUCUGAGUGACAGCUACUGGAGGUAUUCCUAUCAAUCAAUGUAAACACUGUAUUUUCUCUGUGUUUACAUUAGAUUGCCUGCAGGGAGCUAUGGAUCUCACCUGAACAAAUACAAUAAGCUGUAGUUGUUCAGGUGACUAUAGUGUCCCUUUAACUCUUUGACUACUUACAUGGUGGGAAGCCAGGACAUGCCUACACUAUAAACACGACACUGCACUGUGUGGAUAUGAGGCUUACAGUAUCGUUUUAGUAUUUAUUUGUUGGAUAUUAUUAUUAACUUGUCUGAUAUCUUUUCUAAUUCUUUCAGUAACUUUAAAAGCUGUGAGCUUUCAUUAGUACCCUCUCCAAAUUCAUUGUCUUGUUGGUUAGCAACCAACAACAACAAAACAAAAUUAAAUUUUAAAGGACCACUAUAGGCACCCAGACUACUUCAGCUCAAUGAAGUGGUCUGGGUGCCAGGUCCCCCUAGUUGUAAGCAAAAUACGUAAAAGCCUCUUAUGUAAUAUAAAAGACACCAGUGGUUAAAAAGGGGGUAAUUAUAAAAAUAAGUUACCCUAUAAAAUAGUAGAUGUUUAGAAGAUUCCUCGGAUCUUCUGAAUAUACAUUUACAUAGAGAAAUAAACAACUUACAAAAUAAAAGCAGAAAGGACCACUAAUGGUGUAGACCAAAAAACACCAGAUAAUAGCUAGUGUAAUAAUGUACUCACCCCUAGUUUUAACCCUGCAGCUAAAAACAUAGCAGUUUCAGAGACACUGCUAUGUUUACACUGCAGGGUUAAUCCAGUCUCUAGUGGCUGUCUACCUGACAGCCUCUAGAGGCUGCUUCCGCGAUUUACACGGGGUAAAUCGCACUUAUUUGACGCUGGAUGUCCUGACAGAGUCCAGUGUCAAAAAAGAUCCCCAUAGGAAAGCAUUGAGCCUUUAUACAUGCUAUAGCCAGCUCUAGCUUAAUAGGUGUAUAGUGGUAUAAUCCCCACUUCUAGGAUAUGGUGGAGGUGGACACUUGCUGUAUGCCUAUUACGCUAGAGCUGGCUAUAGCUCGCAUAAAUGUGAGUAUACUACCAUUAUUUCUAUCUCUAAUCACAUUUAUUGCACUAUCCGCUGUCCUUCGUUUUUUGUCUUUUAUAUAUGCAUACUGAGCGCUCGGCUUAAUUGACUCAUUGUUUCAACUGUGGAUUUUUCAUUUUUCUAUCAAGUACUUUAUAUUAACUCUCAUCUAUGACUUAUAGUCACCUAUACAAGAGGAUCUCUUACUAGGGCUAUCUGUACUAUUGAUAUUAUCUGUAUAUAUAUUUUUUUAUCUUUGGCGCAACCUUUCCUUGUCUUCUCUUGAUUUACAUUGCAAAGCCUGCAGAAAUAUGCUAAAGACACCUCACCCACUACAUUAAGCUGUAGUUGUUCUUUCGACUCUAGUGUCUCUUUAGAUAAAGGAAUUUGGUGAAGCAUUGGUUGCUCAUUUACUAGCCAAGUGCUUGUAUGUGUGAGUACACACAAGCUGUUAGUUGUUAGCACAGGGCUCAGAAUUUCCACCUGUCACUAGCGAGUAGCAAGUGAAAUUUAAUCAUGGCGACUAAAGAAUUUACCCCUAAUGAAUAUGCUAUGGGCUCUCAGUGUUUGCAGUGGAGAGAGUGGAGAGUGGCUAGUAGUGAUUUUGGGGUGUUCUGACAUUUUUGUCCUCUUCUUGGACCCCAGUUACUUGAAUGAUCUGGAGAGGUUGGUGACUCCUGGUUAUGUCCCCACUGAGCAGGAUGUGCUGAGAUCAAGAGUGAAGACCACUGGUAUCAUUGAAACACAAUUUGGCCUAAAAGAUCUCAACUUUAGGUAAAACCACUGACUCUUAUUCUACCUAUCUGCUUCUAGUGAUAAUCCUCCCCUGCCAUGUUCCCUUUUAUCCAUACCAUCUCCUGCUACAUAAUCCUUUAUCCAAAUUAUGACCUUGCAUAAACUUGUUUACCAACGCUCUGUACUCACAUGUUCCCCUUUAGCCCUAUGGCCAAAUUCUUCUCUGUAUUGAAGCUCUUAAUCAUGCUCCGUAACACUUUAUCCACAACCUUCCUUCCAACAUUCACUAAUGUUGACCAUUAGCCAAACCCUGCUGAGAUAACCCAUUACCCAGAAUUUGUCCUGCAUACUUUACCCAAAUCCUGCUUUGGCACUUAAACUUUAUCUACACAUAGUUACAUGGUAAUCUAGGUUGAAAACAGACUCAAGUCCAUUGAGCUCAAUCUUUGAAACAUAUAUUUGUAUGCUGUCAAUACAAAUAUUGCCAAAAAACACAAUUGGAAGUGCUGGACUUUGAUGCCAAAAAAGGGGAAAAGUUUAUUUUUGACUCCAUAAUGGUGAUCAGAAUUCUACUUGGAUCAACAAUCUGAAGCCUUGCAAUACUUUACCCUAACCCACCACUUUACACUAUCCUUGUCCUAUCAUGAAAUAUGCCAUUCAAAAGUGAGUUUUGCCCUGUUGUACCUAGCUGUAACUCUGUCCUCUCACACAGCCUUUUAUUCAGUUCCUAUCUAAUAAUACACCUAGCAAUCCGGCUAUACCUUUUACUUCUUGCCCGCUACAUGACUCUGAUGAACCUGUCUGCUGGGUAUUACAGCAUUAGUAUUGUUCCUAUUCACAGAAUGUUUGAUGUUGGUGGACAGCGCUCUGAGCGUAAGAAGUGGAUUCACUGCUUUGAGGGGGUGACUUGUAUCAUCUUCAUUGCGGCACUGAGUGCCUACGAUAUGGUACUGGUGGAGGACGAUGAAGUGGUAAGUGUACAGGAGAGAAAAAAUAAACAAAACAAGGACAGACUAAAAAAACAGACCAUACAAAGACAGGUUGUUCACUAGGGGAUAUCUUGAGUAGAGAGUUUACAGAUAUCUGACUAUUUCAUCUGUGAGUAAUGGACAGAGAGCGAGGUCUUGAUGGAGAGAGACCAAGUUAGGAAGAUAGUAGGAUACAAAAGUCAGUAGGUUACAUUACCACUAACGUAGGGCCCUGUACAAACUCCUUUCAAGUUCUAUAAAUAUUUUUCUGAUCUCUUUGAUGGCUCCCUGUUAGUUUCUGUUGCAAUCUUAUUUCCCCUUACUGUGUUCCAUUACCCUUGAUGCAUACCCCAGCAUCUAUUAUUACUCCAUAUAUCAGUUGCACAAUACCCUGAAGUACUUAGAACCUUUGCCCCACAAUUGCGACAAUCAACAAAUUAAUACACAUGCAGGUCUUUCAAAACAUUGAAAACAUUUCCACAUUUGAUGACCUUUCAGUGUCAUUUUAGUUGGAUCCUUAAAAUCUAAAAUGCACAAAAUGUUUUUAUGGAAUAAAUAUCAGAGAACAAACAGGCAAACACACAUCUAAGCGUUUUUCACUUAUGUACUAACCAGCCACAAAAUAAGACAAAAAUUAUAAAAUGAGCCAUACAAGAUGACUUUGUAUGAAUGUAUACUAAGCAUUUCCAAACAGGUACAUAUUUCUUCUCUUCACAGAACCGCAUGCAUGAGAGCUUGCAUCUCUUCAACAGUAUUUGUAACCACCGUUACUUUGCCGCCACCUCCAUUGUACUCUUCCUCAACAAGAAGGAUGUUUUCACAGAGAAGAUUAAGAAGGCUCAUCUGAGCAUCUGCUUUCCAGACUAUGAUGGUGAGUCUACCUAGCAUUUGCUUGUUGUUGGAAUAUUACGUGUAUAAAAUAGUGUCAGGAUAAACUAUAACCCACCAUGCAGUGCGUAAGUCAGUAAAUAAAGGGUCUAUAGAUGUAGGUGAAAAAUACAUAUUACUGGGCCUUGGAGUGUCUGGAAUUAAGGCCAACUAGAAUAGUCUGAGACAAGCCAGGUCAAGAACACAGAAUGAGACGACUACGAUAAGACAAGCCAAAGGUCAAGAUGGGAGGUGGACCAAAGCAGCAUCUGCGCCAUGGUAUGAGACUGCCUAUAGAUACACAUGGUGUGGCUGUGCAGAUCAGGUUCUGCCACGUGACCACUAAAAUCCGGCACUGUGACAAUUGUUGUUAAAGAGCUUUGUUCUAGUGAUUUGACCACCUUCCACUGUUAUUCUUCAAAACUUUCAGAUUCAAAGAUCUAAUAACCUGGGGGCCCAAUUUUUUUUUUAAAGAGUAACAAUUCUUUAAGAAAUAAAGUAAUGUGUAAGGCCAAAAACCUUAAGAGAUGGGUGUCUCGUAUAAACACUAAUAGCAGAAAAUAAUAAAGAAGCGUUUCUAGAGUCUUGAUCGGUUGUCCAUUUAAUCAAGAGGUUUCAUCCCCUCAAUAUGAAAGAGUCUACAUCAAAAAGAAAAAAGUGGAAGUAUAGAAAGUAAAGAUGUAACUCCAACUCUAGAGAUAUUACAGUAAUCUCUGGAGUUGGUGUUAUAUUUUUACUUUAGCUCGGAAGUAGGGCACUUAUAUGCCUGAUCUAUAGAACCUGGUCAUGGCUCUCAAACAUGUGAGUGGUUUUGCAUUAGAGAUAUACCACUCAUAUGUUUAUCCAUGUUGCACCAUGAAGCUGUUUCCAUCUUUUUAGUUUUGCAAUGAUAUAUUAUAUGUUUAUCUAAAAAAAGAUUCAAUAUUGUAAUAUGCUCUUUAACGUUGUACACUCACACUUUAUUUGUUUGUAUUAUAGUUAGUUAUUAUGAUGACUGAAAGUAGUUGAGGUAGUGGCCCACAGCAACUUGCAUGCUGGGAACUAUUGCUGCUCUGAGAUUCUUUAUUAGCAUUAAUAGAUUAUAUACCUUUAUUUAGGUCCUAACACAUAUGAAGAUGCUGGAAAUUAUAUCAAGACACAGUUUCUAGAGUUAAACAUGCAACGGGAUGUGAAGGAAAUCUACAGUCACAUGACCUGCGCCACAGACACAGAGAACGUCAAGUUUGUGUUCGAUGCGGUGACAGACAUUAUCAUCAAGGAAAAUCUAAAAGACUGCGGUCUGUUCUAAGGAGGUAUGAACAUUUAGUAAAACAGGUAGAAACAGAAAUAAAUACGUUAGAUACUCUAAUUAAAAUAGCAACACCCAAAAUUACCAAAUGAUAAUGAUCACCUUCAUCAAAUAGAGUGCUAUUGUUUCAAGUCUGCAUCGUGGUUUAAGAUAGGAUAAAAAUAAAAUAGCUGUACAGUCAAGGUUGUGCUUGAUAGCAAUAGUAUUUAACGGUUUCUCCAACCCUUUCUUGUGCUAAAUAGUACAAUGACCUAUUGAAAUUAUUCUAUAGGUCUGCUCAAAAGAAACGCUCAUAGAGUAUUUAAAUAAGUUAUUACUUGCCUUAAUCCAGCACCGGGCAAAGCUCUCAGUAAUGGUUGGCAUGCUACUAUUUGACCUCAUGGGAGCCCCACCGAGGUCUAAACAACCAUUCAUUGGAGGAUUUAAUGUGCUCAGAGCGCAUGCGCACACUCUGAACCAACGACGGGAGGGGAAAAGAGAGUGAUGGACGGAAAAGAGGAGGAGGGAGACCGGGGCAUAACAUAUAUAAAACAUAUAUUAGCGGAGGGGAUAGGAAUGUGGGAGGUCUGCUUUCAGUGUGUGAGCGAUGUAGGGAGGGGAGACGAGCCUCGACGUGCAGGCUUUGCCUACAAGGGAGAAGCAGUUACAUCUGUGUGCAGUGCAUGCUAACGACUGCCAUAAAAUAUACACAGAAUCUACAAUAGGCAGUCCUGAACAGGGUUCCUCUGAGUACAACUAGCCUCAGCACACACUUAACAAUAACUCUAGAUGUGCAAUGUUUCAAGCUGAAAUAUUGCACAUCCAGUCUCCUACCACCAUGAUCACUUCAAAAAGCAGAAGUGGUCAUGGUUGUUGGAGUAGCAAUUUAAUUGCAGUAGACAAUAGACCAAGGGUAGGCAACCAUCAGCAGACCAGACAUUGUAAACUUCUGCCAAAGUAUCAGGCAAGACGUAGUCCACAACAUCAGAAAUGCGAAGGUUGCACACUCUUCCAAUAGGCUAUACCAUUAUAAACUAUACCAUUAUUUCACCUCUCACACUUCUUGUUUUGUUUCAACAGAAUUCUGCAGAAUUUACCUUUGUUUCCCUUAUUGCCCCAGCAACCCCUGAGUGAGCCCCUCAAGAAUGGAGUAUGCACCCUGCACAUCCUAAAGAGGGAUCUCCUGCACCACCAGAAGAAUGAAUCAGCAACUACAGUGUUGUGAAUUAUAGAAAUACCUGUCCCCUGAUCAACCAUAAAAGAUCAGGGACUCCAUAUUCCUUCAGACGCUCCUCAUAGUAAAUUUUCUCUCUGUCCAUUGGCUCAUAACCUCUGCAAAAGACAUAUAAUUGUAGCAAAGUAUCCCCCCCCCCAAAAUACUUCACUCUUAGAAGAAUCUCUAAUGUGCAAAUAACUUGUCACUUCAGCAGACAGAGGGUAAAAUGUCCAAAUCGCUUGUCAUUUCAGCAGACAGAGAGUAAAAUGGCCAAGUUCCUGGGACAAUGGUGACAUUGUAGGCCUAAAGCAGUAGGAGAGUCAAAUGGAGCGUUGAUAUGGAGAAAACCAUAUAGCUUUUAGUGUUAAAGGGACACAUCAAUCUGUGGGAGCUGCCUGCCUGCUUCUAAGGUACAUUAAUUAACAGGUUGGAGUACACUGACAGAUGUGGUCCUUUAACACUUCCAGUAUUUUGUUGCUGGUCUGGAGAAUGAAUGAGGGAGUCUUGACACUUUCUACGCUAUUUUUUUCCUUUUAUUAAUAAUUUAAUUAUCUCAUUCUGCUUUUAUACUAAAAUCUCUUUAAUUCCCAUACAGAAUGUUUUACUUUUCUGAGCAACAGUGUAUUUCCAACCAUUAUGAUGGGAAAACUAAAGGCACUUUAAAUUUGUUCAAAUUAUCCAUUGUAUUUAACCUCUGUGUUACAAGAGGGGACGCUUUAGCAGUAAUGUAUUGAAUCCUACUCUUUCCAAAAAUGAACUAAGUUUUGUACUUAUUAGCUUGAAAUGAAGAUCGGUGAACAGGGGCUUAAUACCUUGCUCUUCCUAUAGGGUACCUGGCCUGUAUGUAUGUAAUUUAUUUUUCUAAGUAAAAUGGCAUGUAACUUAAACUGCUCUUUCACCCAUGGUCCAAUGUCAACUGUACAGCUAGACUAUAGAUGCUGUUUCAGGCUUCUCUUAAAUUAAAUGCCGUUAAUAGGUGGAACAAUGUCAGAAUCUGCUUGUUUCAUUGACUGUAUCUGUCAGUUGUGUUGAAAUCUUGAUAUAUACAGGUUUACAGAAACUGGAUUACCUGGUUUGGGGCACCUGAGCUUGUAAAGAAAGUCUGGUUUAAGGUAUACAACUACAGUGGAUUUCUGUGCUUUGGGAGAAUAUAGUAUAAAUGCUGGAGAUCCACACUUAUUGCUUAGUUAAAUGAUGGCUUCACUAAUGCCCUAAAAGACUUAGAGAGAGAUCCAUAGAUAUAGACAUGGCAGGUUACAUAAAGUAUUAAAAGGAAUGUGAGAGUCAGAGGGUAUAAGAGAAGAUGAUUGCCAUUGCCAUGUCUUGUAAUCUAUUUAAAAUGAGCAAUGGUGCACUGGAUGAUUCCCCAAAUAGUGAAUCAUUUAGUGAUGGAGUUGGUUGCUAUACUUAGUAUAUCCACUAGAUGGCAAUAACACUCAGCAAGAGAAUAAACCUAUCAAGAGCCACAGAACACUUCUUUAUACAUACUCAAAUGACAUGCACAGCUACAAUUAUAAACACAUCGUAGACAUAAAUUAUAUAGAAUACAUGGUCCAAACUUACAGAACACUCAAAAUUUGUUUAGUUUUUAGCAUAAUAACAAAUCCAAACAUAGAAUAAUAAAAGUCUUUAUCAAAAUAUGGCUGUAAAUGUUUUUAUUUAGAGAAGUCUAAGGACUAUUUAUGUCCUAUUACAUAUGAGAUAUAAUGGCUCAAAUUAAACUUCCUGGUUCAAUAAUUUGAUAUUAUUAUCAUCUUUACAAUUUUUUUAAAUAAAUCUCUUCUCGCUUAGCAUGUUAAUUUGCAGGUCCUGCCAUAAAACAUGAUUGAUAGAUCAGGCCAGCCUAAAUUCAACCAAAGUAUGAUGGAUUGUAAGGAAAAUUAGGAAAAUACCUGAACUGGGAAAAUUCUCUAAGUCAGUUAUACUUUCACGUUUGGCUAAUCUGAUCUUAAAGGGAUCCUAUAGUGCCAGGAAAACAAAGUCAUUUUCCUGGCACUACAGGGUUAAUAGGUCCCUCCCUCCUUGAGUCGUCCCCCCCCUCCCUCCCGCAGGGCUAAAGGGGUUAAAAUCCCUUCAGCCACUUACCUGAAUCUAGCGCCGAUGUCCCUCAGCACUGGGUCAGGCUCCACCCACGCUCCUCCCCCGCAGCCGUCAGCCAGCGGGGGAAAUAUAAUGCGCAUGAAUUCAAUGCUUUCCUGUGGGGAUCAUCUGACGCAGGAGGUCAGUGAGGACAUCCAGCUUCAGAUAACGGACCAAAAGUCCGUUUGGAUUCCGGAAUCGUCCCCAGUGUCUGUCUGGUAGACAGCGACAGACGCCAGACUUAGAGCUGCAAUGUAAACAUUGCAGUUUCUUUGGAACGGUAAUGUUUUACAUUGCAGCACUAAGUGCAAAAGGGACACAGCACCCUGAACACUUCAAUGAGCUGAAGUGGUCUGGGUGCCUACAGUGUCCCUUUAAGUUUGAAAUUCACUUUGAAUUCUCGCUCUAGUAAAUAACUGUGAGAAUUCAUGUUGAAUUCUUGACGCCUCUGACUAUAAUUAAUAACCUUAUAAGUAAGCCUUCAAAAAAGGGGACAUUGGAACUAUAUAUUGCCAGAUGAUGUUAUCUAUGUUAGAGCCACUUUAUUAUACUUUCUUUUGAACACAUUACAUAGAACUAUAUAUCAUGGAAUAGAAUUUUUGUUCACUCUUUUACUGGGGAGCAUUGUUCUCUCUCAAUCUCCUACACCUUCUCUUGUGAUUUAUAGUGGUGAGUAACUUUAGAAUAUCAUUGCUCUAUAUACAGAUAAUAUGUAGUGUAUUUAAUGCAGAGAGAUAUUUACUAAAGUGUGGAUUUUCAAGAAUUACAGGUGGAUUUAAAGCCUGAGGAUAAAUUAGCAAAACAGAAGAUUUAGCUGACUUGGAGAUUAUUUUCCAGUUGGCAAUUUUGGCCUUAAUUUUGAUCUUCACUAUUCAUUUUGAAAAUUUACAACUUAGUACAUUGCCUCUGUAUAGAGUUGUGAAUACGGACUAACCAAAGAAAGCUGUGGCAACCAUUUUAGGCACUCAAAGGAAGGCUUAGGGCAUAAUUUACAUUCUCAUACAAGUAUACUAUACUUUAUAAUUAAUUUAAAUGCAUACUCAGAUGCAGUAAUGCUAUAGAUAAUAUGAGUUUACAUGCAGUUGUUCUGUAAUAACUGUGAAUCUGUUAUUAUUAACAUUUAUGUGACUCCAACUUUUUGAGCUGCACUAUACAGUUAUGUAUUGGGGAUUUAUAACAGCAAUGUUAAAGAUGUUUAAAAUGGCCCUGCUCAAAUGAGCUUAGAAUUUAGGAAUUCACAUACAUAUGCAGCUGUACUAUACUUUAAAUUAAUAGGCAUGCAUGUGCUGUUAAAGAGACAGGGGGUUUGAAUAUGUAGGCCUCAAUGUUGCAACUUAGUUUGUCAAUUCAUCACAAUUAACUGUUUAGAGAAUAAACAUUUUUUAUGACAUACACAGUGCACUUUGUAGAAUGGCGGUUCGGGGAACUUAAAAACUGUGAGAUUUUGUAGUAUUGACUUAAACUUCUGCCCCCCUUCCAUUCAUGCUGAUUACAGGGAUCCCUGCACCUGUUAAUGUAUGCAAUUUGGGAACUGUCUCAUACUAUGUGUGUUUUUUUUUCCGCAUGGUGACAUCACAGGCUGUCUUGGGUCAUGGACAUCACUGAGUCAGCCAAUGGCUGAGCUUUUUUGAGGGGAGUGACGGAGGCAGAGCCCUGCAGGGGGGGCUUGUAGACUUCUAAC
Pelobates cultripes (western spadefoot toad) is the source of this 20637-nucleotide messenger RNA. The record is from the annotation of a GenBank genome assembly. NCBI's taxonomy places the organism in Eukaryota, Metazoa, Chordata, Amphibia, Anura, Pelobatidae.